Molecule: messenger RNA, 1191 nt
Organism: Olea europaea var. sylvestris
Lineage: Eukaryota; Viridiplantae; Streptophyta; Magnoliopsida; Lamiales; Oleaceae
Exons: 1
Source: RefSeq, a predicted model, not a curated record
AUGGAUGAAGAUUCAAACAUCCCUCUAAUCUUAGGAAGACCCUUCUUGGCUACCGGAAGAGCGCUGAUUGAUGUUUAUGAUGGAAAGAUGAUUCUUCGGGUGGACAAUGAGCAAGUCAUAUUCAACAUGUUUAAGGCGAUGAAACAUCCACUGACUUCAGACACCUGCUGCCAAGUAGACGUUCUUGAAAAGUUGGUGGCAGAUACAUUUGAGACAGAGCAUCAAACAGUUCUUUGUGAAGCAGAAAUUACACAAUCUGGAGCAGCAAGUGCAGAAAAAACUGAAUGUAUUGUCAAUUUAGCGAAGCAACCAAUAGGAAGAAGACAUUGGCAGUAUGAAUCUCUUGGUGACAAUCCUUCACCCCCAGUACCUUCAGUAGAAAAGGCACCCACUCUUGAACUAAAGCCCUUACCUUCACAUCUCCGUUAUGCAUAUUUGGGAGAAUCUACAACACUUCCAGUAAUUAUUGCAAAUGACAUGACAAUAGAAGAGGAGAAUAAAUUGUUGGAGGUACUCAAGCAGCACAAAACGACAAUUGGAUGGACAAUAGCUGACAUCAGAGGAAUAAGUCCAACUCUUUGUAUGCACAAGAUUUUAAUGGAGGAUGGGUCAAAGCCAUCAGUGGAAGGACAACGUAGAUUAAAUCCAACUUUGAAAGAAGUAGUGCGAAAAGAAGUGCUGAAAUUGUUGGAUGCAGGUAUUAUCUAUCCAAUCUCUGAUAGUUCAUGGGUGAGUCCAGUGCAUGUUGUGCCAAAAAAAGGUGGAAUCACAGUGGAGAAGAACGACAAUAACGAGCUGAUACCAAUACGAUUAGUAACAGGGUGGAGAGUAUGUAUAGAUUAUAGAAAGCUAAAUAAUGCAACCAGAAAAGAUCAUUUUCCAUUGCCAUUCAUUGAUCAAAUGUUGGAGAGGUUGGCCGGUCAUUCUCAUUACUGCUUUCUGGACGGAUAUUCUGGGUAUAAUCAAAUAGUUAUUGCUCCAGAAGACCAGGAGAAAACAACUUUCACAUGUCCCUAUGGAACUUUUGAGUUUAGAAGGAUGCCUUUUGGAUUAUGCAAUGCACCCGCAACCUUUCAACGGUGCAUGAUGGCCAUAUUCUCUGACAUGGUGGAAAAAUAUAUCGAGGUAUUCAUGGAUGAUUUUUCUGCGUUUGAAGAUUCAUUUGAUGACUGCUUGAAUCGGUUGACUCUU